UAAUGUAAGGACCAAUAGUAUUGGACAACGUCGAGGAGAGUAACAGCUCAUUGGUCCGUACGAGAAGUCGAUUACGUGCUGCGAUACGAGUAUAAAAGGAAGACGAACGCUUGCGCCAUUUUCGAAUUUGUUGCUGGAGUGUGUUAGCGUGUUCUGUUUUAAAAGAGAAGACAAUGUCAGGUAGAGGAAAAGGAGGUAAAGUGAAAGGAAAGAGCAAGACACGAUCCAGUCGCGCUGGAUUGCAGUUUCCUGUGGGACGUAUCCAUCGUCUUCUGAGAAAAGGUAAUUACGCCGAACGAGUCGGUGCCGGUGCUCCCGUCUACUUGGCUGCUGUUUUAGAAUAUUUGGCAGCCGAAGUUUUGGAAUUGGCCGGAAAUGCCGCGAGAGACAACAAAAAGACCAGAAUCAUUCCUCGACAUUUGCAAUUGGCCGUUCGAAACGACGAAGAAUUGAAUAAACUUUUGUCCGGAGUGACCAUCGCCCAAGGUGGUGUCCUGCCUAAUAUUCAGGCUGUUCUUCUUCCCAAGAAAACUGGAACCACACCGACUGGUGGAAAAGGUUUAAAAUUAGCCAGCCAAGAAUUUUAAAAACUGAUAAAAUAUGUAACGUACAUUAUGUGUGUUAGAUGUAAACUCUUAUUUUGAUUUGAUGCCAGUACAAAUCUUCAAUGUUCUUUUAUGGAUUUUAUGUAAAUUUCCACUUUCGGAAUAAAAAAUUUUUGGUUUAGUCUGUUCA
Messenger RNA from Centruroides sculpturatus (bark scorpion), 735 nucleotides. RefSeq names its product histone H2A-like. The coding region runs from base 174 to 587 and encodes 137 amino acids. Gene Ontology annotation, molecular function: structural constituent of chromatin; DNA binding; protein heterodimerization activity. The transcript has a single exon. Gene Ontology annotation, cellular component: nucleosome. Lineage: Eukaryota; Metazoa; Arthropoda; Arachnida; Scorpiones; Buthidae. The record is from RefSeq and is a predicted model, not a curated record.